CGUUUUGUUCAUUUUUAAAGGUUCUGACAUUCGCAACACUUAACGUUAAUAUUUUGUAAAAUUAAAAAAAUUUAAAAAUGAGAUUUUUAGUAAUUUUACCAAGUUUAUUAGCUGCUUGCUAUGGAUAUAACCUUUUUUCAAAUAAUAUAGAAGAUGUUGUGAAAUCAGCAAUAAUUUAUGACUGUGCACAAGCUAACAAUGGCGCAAAACUUCCUGUUCUCAACGAAUGCUCCAAAUUUGUUCUUUGUGAUGGAAACUAUAACAUAACUUUGACAUGUCGAUUAUCAGAGCCCCAUUUUAAUAGAUGCACUAGCUCAUGUGUUAAUGACUUGGCAAUAUGCAGUGUAGCUAGCUGUGAUUCGGACUUAACAACCACAACAACAACAACAACAACAACAACUACAACAACCCCAUCUAAUGUAGAUUCUACAACGACAUCAACAAUCACAACAACAACAACAACCCCAGUCACAACAACAACGAAAUUUUCUCCACCAACUGUUCCUAGCGCGACCACAACAGGAGCUGUACCGCCACCUGCAGCAUGUACAGAUAACGCUAGUUGCGCUGGACAGUGUCCAAGUCCUUCAUGUGAUGAACAAUGUGAAUGUAAUACAGAUUUAGGAACCUGCAGUGCAAAUACAGCUAUUACGUGUCCAUUCGACUGUGUAACGGAAUGUGGAUGUACUGAUAAUUGUGAUUGCACUAGUGGCACAUGUACAGCUUGUAUGGAUCCUGAAGUCACUUGCCCAGGUUUAUAAUUUAAUUCUAAUGGAAGUCAAUUUUGUUAGAUUUAUACAUAAAAGCUGAAUUUAUAUGGAAAUUUUAAUGGAAAUAAAAAAAAUAUAAUCUGUGAUUCAGUUUGCACAGUUCAAUAGUUUAAAUUGAA
Messenger RNA from Chironomus riparius, 889 nucleotides. The record is from the annotation of a GenBank genome assembly. Lineage: Eukaryota; Metazoa; Arthropoda; Insecta; Diptera; Chironomidae.